This is a messenger RNA of Mugil cephalus (flathead mullet), 2065 nucleotides long. RefSeq names its product leucine rich adaptor protein 1-like. Gene Ontology annotation, biological process: positive regulation of canonical NF-kappaB signal transduction. The record is from RefSeq and is a predicted model, not a curated record. The coding region runs from base 400 to 1008 and encodes 202 amino acids. The transcript has 2 exons. Lineage: Eukaryota; Metazoa; Chordata; Actinopteri; Mugiliformes; Mugilidae.
GUGUCCUCACCUGUCGGGUGUUCGGUUUCACAGGAAGACGGUAUGGGAGUGUCCACAGAGAGCAUGUUGUCAUUAAGCUUUCCUCCUACUGGUCAGGAGCUUGAAUGGGAGGUCUGUCGGAGCAGCAGCGGCGGAGUGAGUCCGUGUUAAGUGUUUUGGCUUUCAUAUCGGUGCGUGAGCUGCGUGAGGAAAGUUGUAAUGAGCGCGCGUGCUGCAGCUUUAUGUGCUACUUUAAUUCAACUCCUUUCCGGACACGGCUCGCGUGCGUCUCUCCAAAACUAGUUUGGGAAUAUAUCCCGAGACAGUCGUUUUUUUUUAAUAUAUUAUUAUUAUUUAUUUAUUUAUUGUUUGUUUGUUUUGCUUUACGGCUACCCUGUGGCAACGUAAGAGCUUUAAGCAAUGGACGAGGACGGCGCAGUGUCUCCCAUUUUGAAGGAUAUAGAGACAAAGUUGGGAAGAAAAGUUCCGGAUAGUCUCGUGCGUUCUCUCGCCGGGGGAAAACCCGGCGACGGCAGCAAGCACGAGAAGUCGCCACAUUUAUCCAACUGCAAAUUUUGUGCCAACUCUACGGACUUGAAGCGUCUGGAGAGCAAAAUGCUGUUGCUGAAACAAGAAAUGGCAAACCUGCGAGCCAUCGACGUGAAGCUGAUGCAGCAGCUCAUGUCAAUCAACGAGGGCAUCGAAUCCAUCCGCUGGGUGAUGGAAGACAAAGGAGGUGUCGCCAGCCAAGAUGGCAGCCUGACGGGCAGCUUGUACAGCCUGUCAGACAGCCAGGAUGGCGCCUCGCUGCGAGGCAGCUUCAGCAGUCUGAACGACGGCAACAGCGACGGGCUGGACGGCCUGUCUGUCGGCAGUUACCUGGACACACUAGCGGAAGAUCUCCCGGACGACCCGUCGCCCACAGACCUCGAUCGUUACGUGGAUAAAACUGUAAUUGACGGCGAAGCCUUCAGCAAAUCACCUCUGAAACUCAGGGUGGAAUCGGACGAGUACUACUGCUUUGGAUAAUGCGAAGCUUGAACGUGGUGGUUGAGAUUUUGAGAAGAAAUAUUUCAAAAAGUUUUUACGUUUCCCACGCGCAUAAUAUCAACAGCCAAGAUGAAAGUCUUGCCAAGUAACUAACGGUAGAGUUUAACUUGAAACGAAUUUCCUACUAGUGGAUUUGACAAACCUCUUCAAACUCUUGCUACUUAAUUAACAAUAAUGUCUUAAUAUUUUAUGACGCAGGCUGAACCAAAAGGUGCUUGACUGAGAUUCGAGAUCUUAUUUAUUGUAGAGUUAUCCAGUACCUCAGUUGCCUCACCUUUAAUUCUUUUUUAAGCCUGAAAAAAAGAUAGAAACAUCAGCUGAAAAGCUUCUUUUCCUCCCCAUCUGUGAUAAAACUCCAUAUGGAGCGGACUUUGUGUUAGGUCAACCACAAUCAGCUGAUCAAAGUAAAGGAGUAGAUUAGGAUUUAGCAGCCAUUUGGAAAAUUGGACAUUUCACGCUGAGCAAUUCAAGAAGGUUAAAGUGUUCCAAGUGGCAAACUGAUUAGUUUAAGUGUCACAGCAAGUGCAAUUUGCUAACACGCCAAAGUCUAAGCACCACCUACUGUACAUGCUAAACUUUGAAUUAUUUUUACUGAUGGGAGUUCCAAAGGCUAAGCUCCACUCGGUAGUAGUGGUAGUAGUAGUAGAAGUUGCAGCAUUAGCAGUAGUCUUACACUCAAGAGAUUAGUUGCACACAUGUAGCACAAAUGCUUGACUGAAAAAACCAAAGGAAUUUGAUUGUCUUAUCGAUAAAAUAGCCCCUGAGGCGACGCACCAGAUGGGAGAUUUAGCGACAUAUGUGAAACACAUGUUUGCUCCGUGGGCACAUUUGAAUUCUCUGCUGUUAAAAAGCUUUAAUAAGAGCUACACGUUGCUGUACAUAUAUGUUUUAGCUUAAAACUCGUUUUUUAACUUUUUUUUUUUUUUUUUUUUUUUACAUGUUUUAUGAUGCUUUUUUUUUCUAAAGAAAAAGCUGUUUUUAUUAAUGACUCUGUUGUGGAAAUGAAAUAAUAUAUUGUGAUUCUCUUCUUGCUCAA